Messenger RNA from Hypoxylon trugodes, 1098 nucleotides. RefSeq lists its product as uncharacterized. Bases 1 to 1098 code for a protein of 365 amino acids. The transcript is spliced from 2 exons. NCBI's taxonomy places the organism in Eukaryota, Fungi, Ascomycota, Sordariomycetes, Xylariales, Hypoxylaceae. The record is from RefSeq and is a predicted model, not a curated record.
AUGGGUGCUGCUACCAACACAAAUCAAACCAACAUGGCGAUAGACGCAGAAGAUGCGCUUCGACGCCGACGCGAAAGGGGUCGAAGAUCUCAAGCUGGCUUCCGGAAACGCCAAGCAGAAGCUACCCAGAAUCUGCAAGAGCAAAACCGCCGGCUCAAAAGCGCAAUUGAGAAGCUAGUUAGCUCCACGCGCGGGGAUGAGCACCCGGAGUUACUUAACACCAUAUUCGACGUAGCCGAAGCCGCCGGGAUCGAUGCUCAAAGACCUGCGCAGCAAAGUACCGUUAACCAGCUCCGCCCCAAACCCAGCGGGACUCCACCAAUUCUCGCCUGCGCUAUUGAUGGUGAUGCCAAGGAGGACUUCACAAUCGAUAUCGCGGCAAAAGAUAUCGACCGCAACGCAGGAGCCACGAAUAGCUACCUAAGUGACAACAGUAACAGCACCGGCUCUGACUCAUCCUCACCAGAACGUCUAACCUGCGGCAUAUGGCUAAACCCCCUGCACUACCUCCGGGUCUCCAUCCCCCCAGACGACAUAAUCCCCUACCUAGGUGCGGGUUCCCAAACUUUCGCGGGUAUAAUGUUCUGGUCCGUCAUGGACCACGGGCAAAAUAAAUGCACACGUCCACACGGGGACACCGAAGCGCUUUUACGCCGCGCGUUGAGUCAUUCGCGUGUGACCCAGGAUUGGGGGGUUAAGUAUAUACACGCCAUGGUAGAAGCGAGACAGGAGUAUAAAAGCACGGGUUCGAUUAGUCCCGAGUAUGCGGCGGCUGCGGAGCCGGAUUUGGCGAUGGUGGUUUGUGGCAGGGUGGAGGAGGAGUAUUAUGCUAGGGGUAUGGAUCCAAAUUCUUACCUCUCGUGUGUGGGCAUUGAGAAGAGGGUUAGGAGGAUGUUGGGCGAGGAUACGUUUAAAGUGCUUAAUACGGUUGCUCAAGGAGGUGGGGAUCCGGUGUUACGUGAUUUGUGGAAGAUGUUGGAGUGUAGACUUGCGGAGAGUUGUGUGUGUUUUGGGGAUGGGCCGAGGUGGGGUGUUGAUGUUGUAGAUGGAUUGUUUUUGGGUUGGCUGCAUGCUGCAUCUUGUUCUAUUUCACUGUAA